Messenger RNA from Grammomys surdaster, 4060 nucleotides. RefSeq names its product formin binding protein 4 (gene Fnbp4). The transcript is spliced from 17 exons. Gene Ontology annotation, molecular function: protein binding. The record is from RefSeq and is a predicted model, not a curated record. Lineage: Eukaryota; Metazoa; Chordata; Mammalia; Rodentia; Muridae. Bases 16 to 3108 code for a protein of 1030 amino acids.
GCGCUCGGGCUCGUGAUGGGGAAAAAGUCCCGGGCGGUACCCGGCCGCAGGCCUAUCCUGCAGCUCUCUCCACCAGGUCCUCGGAGCAGCACCCCGGGCCGGGAUCCCGACCCCGAUCCGGAUCCCGAGGCAGAUUCGACGGCGGCGGCGGCGACUAGCCAGUCAGCCCCGGCAGCUGCGACGGCGGCGUCCUCGACGUCACCCGCGGUGCCUGCCACCGCUGCCCCAGAGGACUCGCCUUCUGAAGAUGAACAGGAAGUGGUGGUGGAGGUCCCCAGCGUUGUUCAGAAUCCUCCCAAACCAGUCAUGACCACCAGACCCACAGCCGUUAAGGCAACAGGAGGGCUGUGCUUACUUGGUGCUUAUGCUGACAGUGACGAUGACGAGAGUGAUGUGUCUGAAAAAACAGCCCAAUCCAAAGAGGCAAAUGGAAACCAGGCCACUGACAUCGACAGCACACUCGCCAACUUCUUAGCGGAGAUAGAUGCCAUAACAGCACCUCAGCCUGCAGCUCCUGUGGUAGCUUCUGCUCCACCUCCAACUCCACCUCGACCAGAACCAAAAGAAGCAGCAACACCUGCCCUUUCUUCUACCGCAUCAAAUGGAACAGACACUUCCCAGACACCAGGGUGGCAUUAUGACACUCAGUGUUCAUUGGCAGGAGUUGAAAUUGAGAUGGGAGAUUGGCAAGAAGUCUGGGAUGAGAACACAGGUUGCUAUUAUUAUUGGAACACACAAACAAAUGAAGUAACUUGGGAGUUACCCCAAUACCUUGCCACACAGGUGCAGGGAUUACAACAUUACCAGCCCAGUUCUGUAACAGGGACUGAGGCAGCUUUUGUGGUAAAUACAGACAUAUAUACAAAGGAGAAAAUGAUUCCUGCUUCCAGUAAUAAAAGUGUACCGGUCAUCGCUAAACGAGAAGUUAAAAAGGAACUGAAUGAAGGAAUCCAAGCUCUUUCCAACAAUGAGGAGGAGAGAAAAGGGGUGGCAGCUGCAUUGCUCGCUCCCUUACUGCCUGAAGGGGUAAAAGAGGAGGAAGAAAGAUGGAGAAGAAAAGUAAUUUGUAAAGAAGCAGACCUGGUGUCAGAGGCUAAGGAAACAAGCACAGCAGCCGAGGAAGUGGGGCCGAGUAUAAAGCCACCAGAAGUUAUGAUGGACAGCUCAGAAGAUCCUGCUCAGGAGGAUCUUUGCAGUGUUGUUCAAUCUGGAGAAAGUGAGGAGGAGGAGGAAGAGGAGGAGCAAGACACCCUUGAGCUGGAGCUAGCUUUGGAAAGAAAGAAAGCAGAGUUACGAGCCUUGGAAGAAGGAGAUGGUAGUGUGUCAGGGUCUAGUCCACGUUCUGACAUCAGCCAGCCAGCAUCUCAGGACGGAAUGCGUAGGAUUAUGUCUAAAAGAGGAAAAUGGAAGAUGUUUGUUCGAGCUACAAGUCCAGAAUCCACCAGCCGAAGUUCUAGUAAAACUGGACGAGAGACUCCAGAAAAUGGAGAAACCGCAAUUGGUGCUGAAGAUUCCGAAAAAAUAGAAGAAAAUUCAGACAAAGAAACGGAAGUAGAAGAGUCUUCUGAGAAGAUAAAAGUCCAGAUGGCACCUAAAGUGGAGGAAGAGCAGGACCUGAAAUUUCAGAUUGGAGAACUGGCAAAUACCCUGACAAGUAAAUUUGAAUUCCUAGGGAUUAAUAGACAGUCCAUCUCCAACUUUCACAUGCUGCUCUUACAGACUGAGACUCGAAUUGCAGACUGGCGCGAAGGGGCUCUGAAUGGAAAUUACCUAAAACGAAAACUUCAGGAUGCUGCAGAACAGCUAAAACAGUAUGAAAUAAACGCCACUCCUAAAGGCUGGUCCUGCCACUGGGACAGGGAUCAUAGACGAUAUUUCUAUGUAAAUGAACAGUCGGGCGAGUCUCAGUGGGAAUUCCCAGAUGGUGAGGAGGAGGAAGAAAGCCAAGCACAGGAAAUGAGAGAUGAGAGUCUUCCUAAGCUGACCGGGAAAGACAGAACCUGCACCGAUUCAAACUCUGCAGAACCCUCUGAGAGUUCCACAGGUUCUCUUUGUAAAGAAUCAUUCUCUGGUCAAGUUUCAUCAUCACUCAUGCCACUUACUCCAUUCUGGACCCUCCUCCAGUCAAAUGUACCUGUGCUUCAGCCUCCGUUACCUCUGGAAAUGCCUCCUCCUCCACCUCCACCCCCGGAAUCUCCUCCUCCUCCACCUCCACCCCCUCCUCCACCUCCUCCGUUAGAAGAUGGUGAGAUUCAGGAGGUAGAAAUGGAGGAUGAGGGAAGUGAGGAGCCUCCUGCUCCUGGAACAGAGGAGGAUACUCCUUUGAAACCUUCAACACAGACCACAGUUGUAACCAGCCAGAGUUCAGUUGAUUCCACUGCCUCUAGUCCUCCAUCCACUAAAGCAGUAAAGAGAAAAGCUCCAGAGAUGAGUACUGCAGUAGUGCAGAGAUCAGCUACUAUUGGUAGUUCUCCAGUUCUCUACAGCCAGUCAGCUAUAGCUGCAGGUCACCAAGCAGUGGGGAUGACCCAUCAAGCUGUUGGGAUGGCACACCAAGCAGUAUCCGUUAGCCAUGCAGCAGCAGGAAUGGGUCAUCAGGCCAGAGGGAUGAGCCUGCAGUCAAAUUACCUGGGACUAGCGGCAGCUCCUGCGAUGAUGGGUUAUGCAGAAUGUUCUGUCCCAAUUGGAGUGACCACUCCAUCACUGCAGCCAGCUCAGGCUCGAGGAACUAUGGCAGCGCCUGCUGUUGUAGAACCGCCUCCGCCUCCACCUCCUCCACCUACACCUACACCACCACCGCCACCACCAGCUCCCAAAGUGCCACCACCAGAGAAGAUGAGAAAAGGGAAGAGAGAUAAGGCAAAGAAAAGUAAAACAAAAAUGCCAUCUUUGGUAAAGAAAUGGCAGAGUAUCCAGCGGGAGUUAGAUGAAGAAGAUAAUUCAAGUUCCAGUGAAGAGGACCGGGAAUCGACUGCUCAGAAGCGAAUUGAGGAAUGGAAACAGCAACAGCUGGUGAGUGGCCUGGCAGAAAGAAAUGCUAAUUUUGAAGCCCUUCCUGAGGAUUGGCGAGCAAGACUGAAGAGAAGGAAAAUGACUCCCAACACAUAGUCUUUUGUUGUGUUUUAUAUUCAGUCUUACCCAGAUUUAAACUCUUGUCAAAUGAACUGUAAUGUUAUGAGGAAGAACAUAUACACUUCCUGGGCAAGGACACGUGCAUACAAAGCUGUCCGUUUAUGAAAUGUAGUUUUCUGUCUGCUGAAAUGAGGUGAUUGGAAUGGCUUUGACCUGGCUGUUGUUAUUCUCACACUGGCAAACUUAGCAUGUUAGAGAUGAAUCGGACAUGCGAGUCACGGGCAUGAAACCUCAGUGUAGGAUUCUCACACUGGCAAACUUAGCAUGUUAGAGUCGGACAUGGGAGUCACGGGCAUGAAACCUCUGUGUCGGACUUGCUGGCAGAAGUGAAGGGCUUUCCUGCCCAGUAGAGGUUUAUUUAGUUCCUAGUGUGACACUCUCCCUCCUUUGUACUCCAGAACAAGUGCAAUUAAGGCAGCUCUGUAAUCCUACCUUGCUUGACCAGCAGGAUCUCUUUCUGACCUCCUCCUCACGUCUGCUGCCCCUGAAGUGUUGAGAUCUGUGCUGAUGGCUGGCCACACUUGAGAGUAAUUCUUUCUCAGCAAUCCUAGAACAGUUGCUUUGCAGCAGGUGGCAUUUUUACACACAGGCAGGAGCAGCAGCAUCAGGUGUUUAGAUCCUUGGUUUUGAGAAAUCCCCCCGUAAGUAUGUGGCAAUAAGUAUAAUAAGCCACUUUGUGUAUUGUCUUCAUCGUCUUAACCCACUUCAAAAAUACACCUUCCUUCUAUGUGUGGAUAUGUUCUCCAUAAGAUUCCAGUAUUUAAGAAGCUGUUCACUGUUGUGUACUUUCUGUUGUAUCACAAUCAGGAAAGGUCACUUUAAACUGAAGAAAAAAGCAAAUUGUGUCUUAAAGAUGUUUGUAUUUCUCCAGUUUCUGACAUUGUAAAUUUGUAUAUAUGCACCAAUAAAGCUCUUUUUAUACUUCUGA